ACACAGGCAGAGAGAGAGAGAACGAGGGAAAGAGAGAAAUGGUCAGGGAAUCACUGAUGGCAGUACAGCAGCAGAAAAGCUGGAUGGAGCAGUAGCUCGCCAGCGUCCACAUGGUGUCCCUCUUGUGUUGCGUUCUGUGCAAGAGUAGGCAUUCUGUGUUUUGGAAACGCAUGAGAGAGUUCUUAGUGGGUUGGGCUUGGUUUCACAUACCAGUGAUGAAGUGAAGUCAGAGGAAUUCUUUCUAGAGUUUUUCUUCUUCUUUUUCUUUCUCAUCUGACUUCCUCUCUUACCAUCUGGAGCGGAGAGGCACAUCCUACUCACACUGUCCUGUGCUUGGCAGGGAAGCCGGGCUGCAGUGCCCUGUGUAUCUGAGACGGCACUCUGGGCUUAGAGGCAACACGACACAGCUGCACCCAGCUCACUCAUCUCUGACCGCGACACCCAGACAUGUCUGCUCCACUCCGACAACUUCGUGUUGCACCUCUGGCUGCCUCUGACUGCGCUUCGCCCUGCUUUUAGUUCCUCUUCUUGGAAGAGUUUACGUUUUGGGAACUAACGCAGCGGACAACAAACAUAUCCUUUAGCAUGAGACCUGUGUGCAUGUAGACGGCGUUGUUGUACGUGACGGCUCAGGUGCUCUGUAAUGCUCCGGAAAAACUCCUCUGCACGACGGGAGAGGACCAUCUUGGAAUUUUGAACUACUUCUGGAUAAGUGUCAAAGACUGGUGCCGUGGGAGUACAUCCAGGAGACAGUCUCGAUAUGCUCACGAGAAGACGAGCGCUCCGGAUAACACUGGCACUGGCUCACUGUCAGAACCUUUGGGAUCUGUUAUGUCUGGAGGGCUCUGAAGAAGGAGCUGAUGUGAAGUCCUAACUUUUCCUACCCCUAAUUGUCUCGUGACGGCCGGGUGGGCGGUGGUAUUGGCGGGUCGGGGUGUCAGUGCUUAUGCCUGCUCGCCCCUCGCACUCUCCGUUGUACCUCAGACGAAACUUUUGAAUGGUUACCUCUGUUUUUGCACAUUGUGGAAGUUAGAGGGUGAACUCCGCUCUCCUGGUCACCAUGACAACAGCAGCAUGGUAUCACCGGGACAUAAGCCGGGUGCGGGCAGAGGAGCUGCUGGCCCACGCAGGGAGGAACGGGAGCUUCCUGGUGCGGGACAGUGAGUCUGUGCCAGGCGCCUACGCACUCUGUCUGCUGUUCCAACGGCAUGUUCACACAUACCGCAUCCUUCCUGACACAGAUGGGCUACUGGCUCUCCAGACUACACAAGGAGUGCAGGUGAACUGUUUCCGAACUAUUGGUGACUUAAUUUUACGAUACCAGCAGCCUCAUAAAGGCCUGGUGUCCCCUUUGCUAUACCCAGUGGGGCGAGAGAUGGAACCAGCUGAUGAAAGUUCUGAUGGAGAUGAUGAGAAGCCAGGGUCCGCUUUGAACCCUGUGCCAUCAGCUGCAGCUCCCCCUGCAGGCCAUUCACCCCCUGCAUCCCAAACUGCGGCUCAGUUCCUGCUUCGGAGGCUGCAGGAGAUCAAUACCCCCAGCAGUGUGGCAUCUGAGAUGGUGGCACUACUAGGUGAGUACCUGCAUGGUGAUGUGACUCUGGACCUGGAGAACCUGAGGACAGGAGGAUCGGGACUGCACUUCCUCCAGCGCAUCCUAGCCACGGCCUGCCAUAGACUGCACAGUGAGAUCGAUCAGACGAUGUUCAGUUUAGAGACAUUGGCUAAGGUGUUUGACCAUCCAAGUUGCCCCUUGACCGCUUCUAAGAUCCAGAAUAUGGGAAGGAGUCCCGAAGAUAACCUGGAUACUCUACUCCACAAGAUAACAGCCUUGAGUAACCUGCUGUCUUCUCUGGAGAACAGGGUUCUGAAGGCCCUCCAGGACGCUGUGGCCAAUCACAACCUGUCUGCGCAGCCAUCGCCCGUAGCCAAUCACAACCUGUCUGCGCAGCCGUCGCCCAUGGCCAAUCACAACCUGUCUGCGCAGCCGUCGCCCGUGGCCAAUCACAACCUGUCUGCGCAGCCAUCGCGCGGGGCCAAUCACAACCUGUCUGCGCAGCUGUUGCCUGCGGCCGAGCUCUCUUCGCCUGUGAGGCCCCGUGCCAAGGCCGUCCCCGUGCACAGCUUCCAGGUGAAGGUGUUUAGGUAUGGCAGGCAGACAGUAUCAGUGGAUGUGAACGCCGGCGUGCUCCUAUUUGACCGGAAGACGGGUCCGUUCAGCAUCGAGACCAUCACGCAUGACCGGAUCCUGCAGCUGGUGAAGUUCUCCGGCAGCCCGACCAAACUGAGGAUGGUGGUGGACAGUCAUCAAAACCAGCCACAUGAAGUGCUCUUCGAGAGCGUGAAGAAGAGAGAGGCCUUCUGCCAGCUUCUGCAGCUGAUGAAGACCAUCCACGCCCAGCAAGGCGAGCCCGACCUCGUCUCUGUGUUUGUGGGCACGUGGAACAUGGGAGGCUCCCCACCACCUCGAUCUCUGCAGUCCUGGGUCACGUGCUCUGGCCUGGGCCUGACCCCUGACGAGUCCACUGCUUCCCUGCCUCACGACAUCUACGCGUUCGGCACUCAGGACAACCCACAAGGAGAGAAGGAGUGGACAGAGAAUAUCAGGGGCACCCUCCGCACCUCCACCCAGCUCGACUUCAAACAGGUGGCACUGCAGUCGCUGUGGAACAUUAGGCUGGCUGUGUUCGUGAAACCAGAGCAUGAGCGACGCAUUAGUCAAAUACACACAGCCAGUUUGAAGAGGGGCUUGGGGAAUACACUCGGAAACAAAGGGGCCGUGGGGAUCUCCUUCCUGUUUAACAGCACCGCCAUGGGAUUCGUGAACUGCCACCUGACCUCUGGCAGUGAGAAAGCUCUCCGGAGGAACCAGAACUUCCAAGAUAUUCUCAGACUGCUGUCACUAGGAGAUCGGCAGAUCGGUGCCUUUGACCUCAGCAUGCGCUUCACACAUCUAUUUUGGUGCGGUGACCUCAACUACCGGCUGGAUCUUGAUGUGCAGGACAUUCUGAAGCACGUGUCAAAGCGCGAGUUCAACGAGCUGAUGUGUGCGGACCAGCUGACCCGAGAGCGCCAUAAGAGAAAGGCCUUCUUCACCUUCAACGAGGGGAAGAUUACAUUUCCGCCCACCUACCGCUACGAGCGCGGUUCCAGGGACUCCUACCUAUGGCAGAAAUACAAGUCCAGUGGGGUGCGAGUGAAUGGGCCUUCAUGGUGUGACCGAGUUCUGUGGAAAUCAUAUCCAGAGACGUAUAUCACCUGCACUUCCUAUGGUUGCACUGACGACAUCUUCACCAGUGAUCACUCACCUGUUUUCGCUACGUUUCAUGUUGGGGUGACGGCACAGCUCCCUAGAGCAGAUUCAAGUGUAGCUUCAGACCGGGCCUGGAUCGAACUGGAGACAGUAGAGGCCAUAGUAAAGACUGCCAGCAAGGCCCGGUUCUUCAUUGAGUUCCACUCCCGCUGUCUAGAAGAACCACGGCGCUCCACUGAGAAUGACUGGCAGAGCUGUGAAGUGCCAGGUUUCCUCAAACUGGGCUGGGGUGCUAAACAGUUUCCCAAGCUUCAUCCCCUUGUCUCAGAUAUGGAGUAUCUUCUCGACCAACACUUGCUGCUCUCCGUGAAGUCAUGCGAUGGCUUUGAAUCCUACGGUGAAUGCUGUGUAGCUCUGCGCUCUUUAAUAACCAGCCACUCGGACUCAUUCGAGACGUGCCUCACUCACAGGGGUGAAGGGAUGGGCUCCAUCCGGGGCUGCGUCAAGGUUCACAUUCCGCCGACCAGGCGGCGGACACGGGAGAGGACCUACGAGUUCUGCAUUGAAAAGGAUGAUCAGGGGUCAGUCACGGGACCUUGGUCUCCCCCUCCCACACAUGUGCCCCGCAGCCAGGUGCUAUCAGUCUCCUGCACUGCUGCUCCUAGCAGCUACACUAACCCAGCCUACUUCAUCUUUGAGGGUGUUCCCAUACUGCGAAAGGUAGAGGAGGACCCGUUGCCCGUGGAGCCCAGCGUGGUGUGGGCCAAAGACUCUGUAAUACAGCUCCCCAAAGUCACAGGAGGGAACAGCCAUGACCGUAGAGCUGUCCACAGGUCUGAUUUCACCGAAAUUGAGAUCCCUGGGUCCCUGCCACCGUAUGUAGCACCUUGUGAGUCUUCGGCUCCUCAAAUCACUUCUUCUUACCAGUUGUUCCCUGGACCAGACCUACCAAACCCUUCUGGAAACCACAAAAACAGCAGUUCCAAUGUUUCAUUUCAGUCACAAAUUCAAAGGGAUAGCGUUGCUCGAGAGUCUGAAUUACCUGACACAAAACUGGGAAAGCUAUGCAUGGACCACUCUGUCUUUGGACGGGAUGUACAAAGGCCACAUAAAGAGACAGUGAAGAAGGACCAUCCCAGAGCGCACCACGAGCGACUCCUGCCUCGACACAAUGGGCCGAAGCGCCACCCAUGUCUCCCCACGAGGGUUUCCCUCCACCAGGCAUCCGUUCCCUGGGUGGUUGAGCAGCCACCUGCAGCUUUGGGAGAUCACUCGCUCACCGCUCUGCAGAUAGCAAAAUCGCUGAGCGAGGUGGACUUCCCGCCAACCAGCAAGAAGCAUUCGCCAAGCCACAGGCCUCUCCAGCCAAAGGGGUACGAUUAUGCUUUACGCUCCGCGGCCAGCUACUGCUGGGAGAAAGAGUGUGUGCAGGUGUCUGUUCUGCACGGUGCACCAGAAACAGUGCGAGAGCUCUUAAAGUCUCUAGGGCUACAGUGCUACGCUCAGGCUCUUAGUCUCAAUGGCUGGGAUGACCUGGAUUACUUCAGUGGUAUCACUGAUGAAGAUCUGCAGUCUUCUGGAGUGAUGAACCCAUCUCAUCGUAGGAGAAUCCUGGAGAAUUUGCCCAAGAUCUGGGACUGAACAUACAGACUAACAGCUCUUUUACACAGAAAAAAAAAGUCUUACAUCCUUGGAAAACCCAUGUUAAUAAUAGUGUUUUCUGCACACACCAAAUUUGCUUUACAUGUGUGAGGAUCGGGUAUGCGUUUUGUUAAAUGCUGCAUGUGUUUUGUAACAUGUUGGUCUACUAACAGCUAGAACAGCUUCUCAGAAACACAAAAUCCUCACUUUGUACACCAGGGGUGCCCAACUUUCAUGCUGGAAGCUUUCCGCCCUGCACCUGGCUCUAACAUUCAGGUGAUUAACGGGAUCAGAUGUGUUAGAUUAGGGUCAGAAUUCUUUAGGGCAGUAGAGCUCCAGGAGUGAUACUUGACACCCCAGGUGUACAAUACUAAGAAGCAAUCAUCUCAAAAUUGAUUUUGGGAGGGGUGGGGUGGGGUGGGGGGUGAUAAUCUGCUGAUAUGUGAGAACAAAAUGCUUUAAAUGCAUAUGUUUGUGGUUAAUUCAAUUGUGUCACAAAAGCAUGUGCACAUUUUGCACAGAAACAUUUUUGCUCCUCUUUGGUUUUACGGCGUUUACUGUCACACAAGGCCCCCCGGGUUUCCGCCAUCUGAAGUUCCAGUGUUCUUCAUUACCUUUUAUUCCAUGAGUCAGCUGUUCGCAGAGAGAAUCUGCUGCCCCUUUCUCAAGACGGACACUGUGUUUGCAUUUAUUUAUUUGUCAGUAAUUGAGCCAGUGAACUGAUUUAGACACCACAACUCAGCCACUGACAGCCUUAAAAGCAGAGUUUGUUAAAGUAAGUGUUAUUAAAGUUUAUUCAGUUCUUCCAGAUAUUGUAUGUAUCCUACAAAUAUAGUAUUACAAUGUAUGUAAAAAUGCAUCUUGUUGUAUCGCAGUGCACAAGUUUUCCAGUGUGUAGAGGGGGAUUGUGAUAUGAGAUGCACUAUGGGAGAUUUUAUUCUAAAUUGUAAAGUGUCAUCUUGUUUGCUUUGUCGUCAUAUAAAACUAUAAAACUC
Molecule: messenger RNA, 5886 nt
Organism: Electrophorus electricus (electric eel)
Lineage: Eukaryota; Metazoa; Chordata; Actinopteri; Gymnotiformes; Gymnotidae
Source: RefSeq, a predicted model, not a curated record